Cyclopterus lumpus (lumpfish) is the source of this 1198-nucleotide messenger RNA. It is a transcript of the gene faap24, whose product is annotated as FA core complex associated protein 24. Bases 34 to 681 code for a protein of 215 amino acids. Gene Ontology annotation, biological process: interstrand cross-link repair. The transcript has 4 exons. Lineage: Eukaryota; Metazoa; Chordata; Actinopteri; Perciformes; Cyclopteridae. Gene Ontology annotation, cellular component: Fanconi anaemia nuclear complex. The record is from RefSeq and is a predicted model, not a curated record. Gene Ontology annotation, molecular function: chromatin binding.
ACGAAGAAGAGAUCUAACCAUGUCGGUGACGUCAUGGAGACCGAAGCGCUGCUGAAUGCGGGUCCUCCGUACGGGCACGUUAUUGCCAGCGAGAAAUGGAGGAACUCGUCCCUCAUUCAAAGCUUAAAGGGUGGCGCUGUGAGAGUCCUCUUUGAGAAGCAGCUCGGCGUGGCGGACUUCCACCUGCCCAACAAGAGCUGCGUCCUGUACGUGUCCGAGUGCGACGUCAUCGCAGGAAACGGCUACAAGAGGAAACUGGUUCGCUACAGAAACAGCAGCAGCAGCCUCCAGGAGCUGGUGCUGGUGGAGAACACCAGACUCAGCCAGCAGUACUUUGCUGCGGUGCAGAAGUUCGUGGUGUUGGACCUGGGCCUGACUCUGCUGCCGGUCGGCGGGCAGACCGAGGCCUCGCAGCUCAUCACGCAGAUCGUUCACGGGGAGGGCAGAGAGAACCCCUUCAGGAGGAGGCCUUCGUCCCGGCCGCUGGACCCGCUGGUGCUGGCUCUGGCGCGGCGCGUCCCCGGGGUCGGCAGGGUCAAAGCCCCGGCCCUGCUGGAGCAGUUCUCCAGCGUCCGGCUGCUCUGCAACGCCGCUCCCGCCGAGCUGGAGCCCGUCGUGGGUCAGGCCGCGGCUCGGCAGAUCCACGGCUUCUUCCACAAACCCACUGCUGCUGGAACCUGAAGGUUCAGGUCUGGGGUCUCUGGAGGUCUGGACCAAAGGACGCAGAUCUAGAUUCACUGGAGUCCGGAGCUGCUGACGAGGCCUGAAGGAGGAGUCCAGUUCACGGCGACGUCUGCUUGUAGUUUUGCACUCUGCACUUCUUUUCCUUUGUGGUUGUCUUCAGCUGCUGCCUCACACGUGUCUGUGGAACCGACUCGCACGCUUUAAACAACAAGAAAGAAACCAGCUGCGUUCUGUCUCCUCUCAACCAGCCUUCAGUAUUUAUACCGCUUUGCUUUUUACUAAAAAUGUACAUUUAGUUUUUUACUAAAAAUUACAUUUCUAUGACGUUGUUUGAUUUAUAUAAUAAAACAGGUGGUAACAAGUUUUGAUUUUUUAUAACUGCAUUUUGACCAAAUAUUAAGUAUUUAGUCUGUAGAACAGUGUACUUGGAUUCUGUUGUUGUUGUUGUUGUUGUUGAGGAAAAGUCUCUAAUGAAUGCAAUUUGAAUAGAAUAUAAUAAAAACUUUGAAAAAUA